Messenger RNA from Dichotomopilus funicola, 2358 nucleotides. RefSeq lists its product as uncharacterized. The record is from RefSeq and is a predicted model, not a curated record. Gene Ontology annotation, molecular function: zinc ion binding; DNA-binding transcription factor activity, RNA polymerase II-specific. The coding region runs from base 1 to 2358 and encodes 785 amino acids. Gene Ontology annotation, biological process: regulation of DNA-templated transcription. The transcript is spliced from 6 exons. Lineage: Eukaryota; Fungi; Ascomycota; Sordariomycetes; Sordariales; Chaetomiaceae.
AUGCCGAGACAACAGCUCACCCCGAACGCAUGUUUGGUGUGCCGCAGGAAGAGAACCAAGUGCGACGGCCAGGUCCCCUGUCAGAGAUGUAAGUCCAAAGGGGAGAAAUGCUCGUACGAGGAUAAGAAAUGGAGAACGAAAGACCAUCUAAGGUCCGAGAUCGAGAGGCUACGGGGUGAGCAACGACAGAGCCAGGCCGUGCUCCGGGCUCUAGUAAACAGUGACCCGGUCAAGUGGGACAGGACACUAGACAGGAUGAGCCGAGGAGAGCCACCCGGAGAUAUCGCCCAGUGGAUUCUCGCCCAGUCGUCGAUACCGGCCCCGGCCAGGAGUCGGGAGACCGGCGAUGCCUAUGUCCAAAAUGGCACUAUUAACACGGCCAAUCCACCGGUGGCCGCAAACAACACCGACGCCAGCUGGUUCCCCGUACCCGGAGUUCCGUUACCUCCUGGCCCCUGCCUGGAACCGGGCCUUCUUCCUUUGGCCUCCGCCCACGGGCUUCCUCCGUCUAGACGAUUUUCCUUUGACCCUCCGGCGUCCAUAUUUUUACCGGCCAUCACAUACGCCGAUGCCCACCUCAUUGAUCCCCUUCCGCCAACACCCCAUUAUAUCCCACCACUGGAGGCCCCGAUAGAUCCUAUCCCUCAUACCUGGACCGAGGUCGCCGCCGACACAGGUCUCGUCCAGGGGUUGUUCGCUCGGUUCUUUGCCAGCUCUCUCCCGUAUCUCUCGAUCAUAUCCGGACCUCACUUCCUGCGGGCCUUUCGGGAAAAGAACCAGCAGUACUGCUCUGAGGCUCUUGUAAAUGCAAUCCUUGGGGCGGCCUGCCGGGAUUCUACGGCCCCGUUUCAGGCGGCUGCUAGCGCUGGCUUUGGGGACGCCUUUGUCGGUGAAGCAAAAAGGCUUCUGGCACUAGACCGUGACCACAUCAACAUUCCUAGUGUCCAGGCGCUAGGAGUUCUAUCCAUUAUUGAAAUAGCCCAGGGCAACGAGGAGGCAGCCAGCCAGCUUGCUCAUGAGUCCCUCCGAGCAUGCAUUCAUUUACUCUUGCAAACACAACAACAGCAUCCACCGCAGACAUGGCGUCCUGGCCCCGACGGUGAUGGUGAUUUCAAGCUGCUGAGAGCUUUGGCUUAUUGUGGGGGCUUCUCCUUGAUCCGCAUGCUGAGGCUCCUAAGCGGGGAUCUCGAACCCCGGACGGGGCCCUUGUUUAUGAGGAUGCACCCAGAAUGCGAAUUCGCUGAGGACGAUACCCCGGAGGCGCGUCUCGAGAGAGGGAUUUCUCUGCAAGUUGAUUUCUUCGCUCAGCUACGCCACUGCCCACAGCCAGCCCGGUUUCUCUUCGAGGUCACCGAGGCAGCCCAUACAUUCUCGUCCUACAACCAGUCUAGGGCGAUGACAACCGAGGACCUUGGGAACGCGUUCAGUAAAUGCACUGAAUGUCAUCGGCAGGUUGCUGAGUCGCCCGUAUUGAAUCCAGAUCUUGGGCCAGAUGCCCUUUUUGCACAAAUCUGGUACAACUUCUGCCUACUCGCCUUGCUCAGGCCCUUUGCCACUAGCCUGGCCGGUCUUGAUGGGAGUCUGCCUGCUAGUCUCACGGGGGACACAACACCAGAUGUGGUCAGCCAAAGGGCCUCUGCCGCUAUUAUAUCACUCGCCGACGCUUACCAAACCCACUAUCCUUCAGCGUACCUCCCGCCAUUUCUUCCCGGCAUGAUUUUAGUCGCUGCCCGCCACCAAUUGACCUUGGCGGGGCCGACGCUGGACGUGAAUCAGAGCUUGCAGCCCUUGGGUAGGACCACACUCGAAAACGGGUUCCCGGACCCAGCGUAUGACCCGUCAUACACGCCCAUGGCUGGCCCCUCUGGGGAUUAUAUCAAGUCGGAAGGUCCGUCGUCCUCUUCGGGUUCCGGCUUGGUGUCCCCGAGGACCGCCUUGACCAUGCAGACACCCAGACUCGCUCUCCGAGAAUCUCAACCGCGACGUCCUUCAGCUCUUCCAACGUCGCCAACAGCCUUCUCGCACGGCAAGUCAUCCCGGCAGCCCAGCUCCGGCGACCUACCCGCCACUGUCCCUACCAGCGCCACCACCCACGCAAGUACACACGCAGCCACAUCGCCAGAAAGCGAUUGCUCUCCCAGCACCAUGACUCCUCAAGCCCACGACCUUGUCGCGCGAGCUAUGCUGCAGCUCACUUCUAUGAGUGCACAAAGCCCAGCUGCCGCCACAGCGGCCUACUCCCUGCAUGUAGCGUGCACGACCGGGAUGGUCUUAGGGCAACCACAGACAAGCGUGGAAUCGAGUAUAUAUCAGGAAGGCGGAGCCGGCAAUUUGGGGUUCAACAACACGAAGGUCUAG